AUGUUGCACUGCUCCGUCUACUUUAUCCAGAAUACUAAUGGAAACACGACGCUCCGUAAGAUCUCUCUGAAUCAGCUCAUUCCUCCUGAAGUCAACAUGACUAGCUAUUACCGGUAUGACGGCUCUCUAACCACACCGGGCUGCACGGAGGCUGUGGUGUGGACGGUGUUUGAAAACCCCAUUCCCCUCGACAGAGAACAGCUCCGGGCUUUUUCCACCCUGAAGUUCAACGAUGGGAACCCGAUGGUGGGAACGUUCAGACCCGUUCAGCCUCGUAACAGACGCGUGGUUUACCGGUCCAGCGGCGCAGCGGUCGCCGCCAGCGCCGUCCUGAUUCUGGCCUCCAUCAGCGCAGCGCUCGGCCUGUCCCGUCCGCACUAGAGCGAGACCGACCCGCUACCGGCACACAACCAACACAAUGAGUUCUCAGCCAAUCAACAGACCAACAGAAGAAAACCACAAACAAGCCGUUUCUACAGGACACUAGAGUAGUUAGUGUAGAAUCUGACCAGUAGACGUGUGUUCAUAGCUAUCAAGAGGAGCUGGACUAAAGCCGUUCUGACUUUCUGUGAAGGUCUGACGGGGAAUAAAUGCAUGACCGUUAUCUGUUAUAGACAUCUGCCAAACACACACACACACACACACACACAGGCUAUAUUUACAAAGGCUUUGAUGUGCUGGAGAUGUGCAUUACUAACACACACAGCGAUGAUCAGCACUUUACAGGUGAAAGGUCACAGAGUUCAAGGGUGAAAGGUCACAGAGCCGUGAGAAUAGAUCGGAGAGUAACCCAGAUAUAGCACACACAAAUACAUCUACAUUAAUUCUGUUGAAAGUUUCAUAGGGUGUUUCACACUUGUUCAAAAGAAUCAAAUUCGCUUUAAAUGAAUCAAGUUAAUUGAUCGAGAACUGAGAAUUAAAAUGUAUGUGUGUGUGUGUGUGUAUAUACAGUAUA
Messenger RNA from Sinocyclocheilus grahami, 955 nucleotides. RefSeq names its product carbonic anhydrase 4-like. The transcript has 3 exons. The coding region runs from base 1 to 381 and encodes 126 amino acids. Lineage: Eukaryota; Metazoa; Chordata; Actinopteri; Cypriniformes; Cyprinidae. The record is from RefSeq and is a predicted model, not a curated record. Gene Ontology annotation, molecular function: carbonate dehydratase activity; zinc ion binding. Gene Ontology annotation, cellular component: plasma membrane.